Messenger RNA from Trichomycterus rosablanca, 985 nucleotides. RefSeq lists its product as uncharacterized. NCBI's taxonomy places the organism in Eukaryota, Metazoa, Chordata, Actinopteri, Siluriformes, Trichomycteridae. The coding region runs from base 79 to 846 and encodes 255 amino acids. The record is from RefSeq and is a predicted model, not a curated record. The transcript has 2 exons.
GAUCCUCCAUCACUCUUCACUGACAGAGAUACAGGACACACACGCGGCGGUUACUCUCUCACACUCACCGUGUUUAGCAUGGCGUUCCAGGGCUUUAUAGCGGGGGGCGGACUGCGCUCAGCGGGUGUCGCGGUCGGCGUUACAGCUGCUGCUGCGGCCGGCUGUUAUCUACUCUACCACAAAUGGCGUAAAGCGCGCAAGAGCACCAGAGGUGUCGCGGAGGAACACAUUCCCGAGGAGGGGAGCAAGGUGGAACAGGCACCGGUACAAACCGGGUCUGAGGACGGGAGCAAGGUGGAACAGGCACCGGUACAAACCGGGUCUGAGGACGGGAGCAAGGUGGAACAGGCACCGGUACAAACCGGGUCUGAGGACGGGAGCAAGGUGGAACAGGCACCGGUACAAACCGGGUCUGAGGACGGGAGCAAGGUGGAACAGGCACCGGUACAAACCGGGUCUGAGGACGGGAGCAAGGUGGAACAGGCACCGGUACAAACCGGGUCUGAGGACGGGAGCAAGGUGGAACAGGCACCGGUACAAACCGGGUCUGAGGACGGGAGCAGGGAACAGACACCGAUGGAAAUCCUGGGACAGAGGCCCCACAGACCACCUUACACCGUAUUUGAUUUCAGUAUUGCGUUCAGGACUAAACACUACGGACCAAAGGACUGGACCUGUACUGAAAUAACAGCUGGACUCAUACUCACAUUUGAUCCGUUGGUGCGACUCCUCAAGUUUGUAGGCCGGGCAGGACGCCCUUUAGUCAGCCUGGCUCAGAAGAUCCAGAAAGCACUGACCGGUACCAGUGAUACACUGGCUGUUACCGAUAACGUCACCGGUCAGUGAAAAGAAAGAAGUUCAAUUCAAAAGAAAUGUGUGUUCAAGUCCUUGCUCAGGGGCCAAAAUGUGGCAACUUUGCAGCAAGGGGGCUUGAACCAACAACCUUCUGAUUACUAAUCCUUAAAUAAAAUUGACUAAAGCUUAA